This is a messenger RNA of Archocentrus centrarchus (flier cichlid), 1963 nucleotides long. RefSeq names its product Yip1 domain family, member 1 (gene yipf1). The record is from RefSeq and is a predicted model, not a curated record. The transcript is spliced from 10 exons. Gene Ontology annotation, biological process: vesicle-mediated transport. The coding region runs from base 238 to 1143 and encodes 301 amino acids. Lineage: Eukaryota; Metazoa; Chordata; Actinopteri; Cichliformes; Cichlidae. Gene Ontology annotation, cellular component: membrane; Golgi apparatus. Gene Ontology annotation, molecular function: small GTPase binding.
GGAAAGGUCCUGUUUACAUGCGUGGUAUAUCCUCCUCCCAGAAGAGUCAACGUAGACGACAGAAAUUAAAUGAUUUUUAUGGUUUCGGAAGGAUAAUUUGUGUGCAACGUCUUAAACAUACAGGAAAGGUGGAAAAGUUGUGGUUCUUCAUAUCUUCCUGAAGUUAAGUUAUAGCUCUUGUGCGACAAUAACUUGCCGAUAAGUUUGAGACAGACCUCGCUGUCUGAAUUUUUGUAAAUGGCGUCGACAAAUGAUCCAUUUGAAUUUCAGGAAUUUGAAGAAGCUGACAAUCUGUUGGGAGCCAACAGAGAUUCAACUACCAUCAGCAUCGAGGAUAUAAAUGUGAGGCCCCAGCAGCAAAGCAGCGCUACUGGUUUUUCUCCAGAAGCUGAUGCUGAGGACUCACUUGCCAGUGAUGACAAGGCAGAGCUUCUCUCUGGGCAAAAGAAAAGUCCCCCUUUCUGGUCUUUUGAGUAUUACCAAAGGUUCUUCGACAUUGAGACCCAACAUGUAAAGCAAAGGAUCAUUGGAUCAAUGCUGCCAUGGCCCGGAAAGAACUUUAUUCAUGUUUACCUCCGUAAAAAUCCUGAUCUCUAUGGACCAUUCUGGAUUUGCACCACUCUCAUCUUUGCCACUGCCAUAAGUGGAAACAUGUCCAACUUUUUGGUGCAUAGGGGCAAACCUAACUUUAAGUAUACCCCAGAGUUUCAGAAAGUGACUAUAGCUGCAACAGUAAUCUACAGCUAUGCUUGGUUGGUGCCUCUUGCCCUCUGGGGUUUUCUGCUAUGGAGAAACAAUAAGAUCGUGAACUUAGUGUCAUAUGCCUUUAUGGAGAUUGUCUGUGUGUACGGAUAUUCGCUUUCAAUUUACAUACCUGCAGUGGUUCUUUGGAUUCUCCCAUUUGAAUGGCUGAGUUGGUUUACCAUUGUGGUGGCACUCUGCCUCUCUGGCUCAGUACUAGUUAUGACUUUCUGGCCUGCAGUCAGAGAUGACCACCCCAGAGUUAUCAUUGCAUUCCUGUCAGCAAUUGUGUUGCUCAACAUCCUGCUGGCUGUGUUUUGUAAGACCUACUUUUUUAGCAAACCUGAACCAGAACCAGUAGUUGACAUGUCUCCUGCAACUGCAGCACCAUUGAAGACAUGAAAGACUUGCAUUGACUGGAGGAGUUUUGGCUCAAGCUUUCAUCUUUGUGACCUGCUAAGGCCGAACAUCUGACCAGGACUUCCUGUACAUGAUUUUGCCGUGCCAAAGCAAGUGUUAUCCUUUUAUUUGAAUUGCAGGUUCUCGGGUUGCCUUAUUGGAGAGAAUCAAGUUGCUGUGGUGAUGAAGUCAUUCAACGUCUGAAUUUCACCUGCACUUGUACAUCCUGACUUAACACCUUAAUCCCCUGUGUGUGUGUCUGUGUGUGUGUGUGUGUGUGUGUGUGUGUGUGUCUGUGUGUCUAUGUGUGUGUGUGUGUGUGUUUCAAAUGUGGGACAUCUAAUAAUGAACAAUAGUUGUAAGGGUGUGGGUUUUGUUUAUUUUUUUCUACUUGGGUCGGGUUCUGAACUUCAUUCAUAUAAAUGGAGUGUGAUUUUAAAAAAGCACAAAGGAUAUAUUUUAGUAUGAUUUUAUACCUCAUCGUUCUUACUUUUUAAAUAUUAUUAUAUUUCAUAAAUGGUGGUGGCGUCAAUGGAAUGUAUUUUUAUCUAUCUACAAUGAGAAAUGGAUCAUUUACAUACAGAAUUUUCUGUGUAAACAACUAUACAUGUUGGUAAGUUAACCAGGGAUUAAUGUUAUUACACGUGGAGCUGUUGAAUGUUACCCUUAUGUUCCUUUAAGUGCCCUCAACUAAUGCCAAGUAGUCAUGUAACUAUUUUUGUCAUUAAUUUGUCCUUAUUAUGAUAAACUGCUUUUGAUUGGAUGUAUAGAAUUCAGUGAUUCAUGGAGAAAAAUAAAACAUGUUUAUUGUGGGAUAUAUUUU